Perca fluviatilis (European perch) is the source of this 4838-nucleotide messenger RNA. RefSeq names its product 3-hydroxy-3-methylglutaryl-CoA synthase 1 (soluble) (gene hmgcs1). The transcript is spliced from 11 exons. Gene Ontology annotation, molecular function: hydroxymethylglutaryl-CoA synthase activity. The coding region runs from base 150 to 1697 and encodes 515 amino acids. NCBI's taxonomy places the organism in Eukaryota, Metazoa, Chordata, Actinopteri, Perciformes, Percidae. The record is from RefSeq and is a predicted model, not a curated record. Gene Ontology annotation, biological process: acetyl-CoA metabolic process.
GCGAGCUGUGAUUGGCCAGGAAGCAAGGCGCUGUAGUGCAGGGUGUACACUGCUCUAUCAUCGGUACAUAUAAAUACACUUCUGCCGGCUGGAUCCAAAUAAUAACGGAGUAGUAACUCACCGUCUCUGGAGUUAACUUCACACACAGGAUGCCGGGAUCAGGACCAAUCAGUUGCUUGGGACCGUGGCCCAAAGAUGUGGGUAUCAUUGCCUUGGAACUGUACUUCCCAUCCCAGUAUGUGGACCAGGCCGAGCUGGAGCAAUUAGACGGCGUGACAGCUGGUAAAUACACUGUGGGCCUGGGCCAAGCUCGCAUGGGCUUCUGCUCCGACCGCGAGGACAUCAACUCUCUGUGCCUGACGGUGGUCCAGAGGCUCAUGGAGAGGAAUGGCCUGUCCUACGACAGUGUGGGUCGACUGGAGGUCGGCACUGAGACCAUCAUCGACAAGUCUAAAUCUGUCAAGACCGUCAUCAUGCAGCUGUUUGAGGACUCUGGCAAUACAGAUGUGGAGGGUAUUGACACCACAAACGCCUGCUACGGGGGUACAGCUGCACUCUUCAACGCUGUCAACUGGGUGGAGUCCAGCUCAUGGGAUGGGCGAUAUGCUUUGGUUGUAGCGGGGGACAUUGCUGUCUACGCCACAGGAACUGCCCGGCCUACAGGGGGUGCAGGUGCAGUGGCCAUGCUUGUCGGGCCUAAUGCUCCUCUGGCCUUUGAACGAGGUCUGCGAGGAACCCACAUGCAGCACGCAUAUGACUUCUACAAGCCAGACCUGAUGUCCGAGUAUCCUGUGGUGGACGGAAAGCUGUCGAUAGAGUGCUACCUGAGUGCCUUGGACCGCUGCUACUCUGUGUACCGGAACAAGAUCCAUGCGCAGUGGCAAAGAGAGGGUUCAGAAGAGCGUUUCAGCCUGGACGACUUUGGCUUUCUAGUCUUCCAUUCUCCCUACUGCAAGCUGGUGCAGAAGUCGUUGGCUAGGCUGAUGCUGAAUGACUUUCUGAGUCACCCCAGCCCCAACACUGAGACGGGACCCUUCACAGGCCUCGAUGCUUUCAGAGAUAUAAAGCCAGAAGAGACCUACUUUGACCGGGAUGUGGAGAAGGCCUUCAUGAAGGCCAGUGCAGAUCUGUUUGAGAUGAAGACCAAGGCCUCCCUGCUGAUCUCCAAUCAGAAUGGAAACAUGUACACCCCUUCUGUCUACGGCUGCCUUGCAUCACUCAUUGCACAACAAACAGCUUCACAGAUAGCAGGACAGAGGAUUGGAGUCUUCUCCUACGGUUCAGGAUUUGCUGCUACUCUGUAUUCUCUCAGAGUCACACAGGACCAUACACCUGGCUCUAGUCUGGACAAACUUGUGUCCAGCCUGAGUGACCUGAAGGUCCGACUGGACUCGAGGCAGAAGGUUUCGCCUGCUGUCUUCUCUGAGAACAUGAAGCUGAGAGAGGAUACACACCACUUAGCCAACUACGUCCCUCGAGGCUCAGUGGAGGAUCUGUUUCCAGGGACGUGGUACCUGACACGAGUGGAUGACAAACACCGCAGGGAAUAUGCACGAAGACCUGUGGACGAUGACCUGACAGCAGCGCCAGAACUUGUUCGCUCCAGCACUGCACCAGAGCACAUCCCCAGUCCAGUCAAGAAGAUGCCUCGCAUCCCUGCAGCCACCGCUGGCCCAGACGCCGCCGUCAGCAACUGACCUCACUUACCUCUGAGAGCACAGGCAGAUGUUUGCAUGGAGUGUUGCUGAUAUUGAGUUCAACACGCAGACUUCCCUCCUGGCAGCUGGCAGCCAGUGGCAGGAAGAGGAAAUGGACAUAGUUAAUGUGGCUGCGGGCCUCGUGCUGAAUAAAAGAUUAAAGGGAGGUGUGCCGCAAAUGUGUUAAUGUCUUUAAAAUAGUGCAGCUGUUUGCGUUCAAUACCUCAAUUUCCUUCAAAAAGAUGCGGUCCGUUACCUGCAGGACAUGGCAGGUUCGUCAUGUGAUCCUGUCACCGCACAUCAGGAACACUUAGACUCAAAGUGAUGCUGCACCUCUCUCAGCCUGCACACAGUGGGGGCACUCUCACUUUCAACUGCUGUUGACUUCUGUAGCUGAGCUAAUGAACUGUAGUCAACAUGUUAACCUGGUAGGAAACCGCGACAUCACACACACACACACACACACACACACACACACACACACACACACACACACACACACACACACACACACACACACACACACACACACAGUCAACUGCCUCACCCUCUUCCAUAGAUCUGUGUUAAACUGAAGCUGUUUUGGAUAACACCAGUCAUUUUAGUUUUUCUAUUUGCCUUUUAUUGCCAUGAAAUGUCUAAACCCAUGGAGUGAUUUGGUACAGUGCGUAGCUGCUGCUGUUCUGCGUCAGGUUUACUUAACCUUCCAGUCAUCUGUCUGAUUGUUUAGAGACUAUAAAGAGACCGCUUGAGGACAAGCACUACGGACAUGUGUUAUAAAAUACUUUAACACUUUGUUUCUUCUAUUGAUGAAACAGAUAAUUGAUUAAUAGAUGAGUUGAUUGUCAGAUAAUAUUUAAUAAGGGAUCGUUUUACUAAUUUAUCAAGCAAUGCCGAACAUGCUCUGGUUUUGCUUGUUUUUUUGUGGACAUUUUCACUAUUAAAAAAAAAGAAAAUAGUUUUUGUAGACUAGAUGAUUGAUAAGAUUGGAUAUGAUUAUUAAUUGCAGCCCAUUCUUCUUUUUUAACCACUUUGCCUCACUACCGCCACAUCUAGAGUAACAUGUGCAACCGUUGAUCAUAGAGGAGAAAGAAUGAGUACCCAGUAAGUUAGUUGUAAAUUGUUGCCACUACAACAUUAUGGACUGCAGUAGUCAUACUGCAGCGUGUCUGAACUCUUCUUUAGAGACGUAGUGAUUAAUCGGUUAGUUGUCAACUAUUUAAAUUAAUCGCCAACUGAUUAUCAAUUCAUCAUCGUCCCUUUUUAAGAAGGAAAAAAAGUCUAAAUUCUCUGAUUCCAGCUUCUUAAAUGUGAAUAUGUUUCUUCUCUCCUCUGGGACAGGAAACUGAAUAUAUUUGAGUUGUGGACAAAACAAGACAUUUGAGGACGUUAUCUUGGGAUUUGGGAAAUUUUCACUUUUUUUCUGACAUUUUAUAGAACAAACAACUAAUUGACAUUAGAUUAGUUAACUUGCAGCCCUACUCUUGGUAUGGAAAUUGUGCUCUGUAGUAGAGUGCGGCCAACAUCCGUGGGUUUAGACUUUCUAGAAAAACAUUACUCUGGUGUCAUCCUUAAUAGUGCAAUCAGGAUUAUAGUAGUGACCGUACAACACCCUUAGCUUUAAAAAAUCCAAACUAUAUACAGUACCAGUCAAACGUUUGGAUACAAGAUGCAGCCCUUCAAUGACAUGAUGUCUAACCCACUUAAGUUUACACUGCAAAUAUCUGAAUCUGCUGAGUACAACAGCUUCAAGUGAGCGGAGCCCCACUGCUCCAGCCAGCAGCAGCAGCAGCACUUUAUUAGGUCCACCAAGCUAAAAGCAAUACAGCAGCCCUGCAAUAAAUCCUACCUCCUUUAGGUUCUAAUCAGUUUGAGUGGUGUUGUGUGCGGCUGUUUAACUUGUUAUGCUGGAGGUGUUUCUAACAUAUUGUUCACGUCAUUUCUAACAACGAGGGCAGACUAAAUAUUAAACACCUCUUUGUGUAAUGCGGAAUCACCAUGAUGUUGAAUCACCACCUCCUAAAAACGGUUCAACACAAACUGAACUUUAGAACCUACACUGGAAACCAAGUGUGAAUAUGACCUGUGGCCUACUAAAGGUUUUUUUUCUGUCUAUUUUAUUCCUUUACAAACUGACAGAUGCUGAGCAAGGCAGCUUAGGUUCUUCACUUUUCCUACAAAUAAAAUGUGACGUGGCUCCAGUUUUACAGACACUACACGGAGUGCCGAGUUGGGAAGUUGAGGGACCAGAGAGUCUGGGGCAUCCCCAGCAAAUACACAGAGCUGGGGAGUGUUUAUUUUGUGGAGAGUCAUACGAAUAUUACAGAUUGCACCUUCAAGCGUAAACAAUAUAUCGGACAAUUAUGCAAGAGUUGUUUGUGUUGUGAAACCAUGUUGCGGGCCAGGGAUUGCUACACUUUGACUGGUGUCUCUUGUCAUUACACCAAACUGCCACACAUUCAUAUAAACCAGUGUCACGUUAAAAUCGCUGCUGUGAAUAUGUACCGCAGUGUUCCAGUGUUUUCUUUUCUUGUCCGUUUCAUUGAAAUAGCUGAAGUGUAACAUGUUAAUUCAUACUGAAGCCUUAAUGUCGAAGGGCUUUGUUUCAUGUUGUUGUAGGUCGGGACUUAAAUGCAACAUGCAGGACUGAACAGCUUCAAAUCUUAAGUCAGCAAAUUCUUGUUUUGUUCUCCGUUUUGUUUCAAGUUUGUUUUUUCUUCCUGUGAAUCAUUGACAUUGAUUUGACAGCAGUGGUCUGUUCCUGGUCCUGUUGACGCUCGGACUGGCUCAAAGACUUGGGACAGUUGAUGUCAAUGUGACUAGGUUCUUGGGAAGCCUUACAAUAAGCAUGUACGAACUGUAAACAGACAAAGUUUUACUUAUAAUAAUGUACAGAUAUUCUUUUUAAUUGUACAGUCAGAGUUGGUUCCUCUUCAGGCUGGCGCCAGCGUCACCAAAAUGCUUGUCUGGUGCCCGCCUCAGAGGUCACAUGAUCUUUACCGAUGUUGAUGAUAAAGGUACAAAUGUACAAUUGUUUAUCUUGUGUAGAUAUAAAUGAAUGGAUAUCUCAUCAGAUACAUUUUAUCCAGACAGUGUGUAGAUUCAAAUGUGUAAAUUCUGAAUAAAUGGAUAUCGACAUGU